Molecule: messenger RNA, 1173 nt
Organism: Caenorhabditis briggsae
Lineage: Eukaryota; Metazoa; Nematoda; Chromadorea; Rhabditida; Rhabditidae
Exons: 7
Coding region: 1-1173 (390 amino acids)
Biological process (GO): G protein-coupled receptor signaling pathway
Cellular component (GO): membrane
Molecular function (GO): G protein-coupled receptor activity
Source: RefSeq, a predicted model, not a curated record
AUGGAGAAAUUAUUUCAUUUCGCUGUCCAUUUUCUUUUUGGAAAUGGUACAAUGAGCGGUGAGCCGGUGCCGCUCAUCUUUUUGAAUUGCUCCAGCAUAUUCAUAUUCGGCAAAGAUGAGAAAUACGCCGCAUGUCCGAUUGAAAACGGUACUGAUCCAUGUUAUUUACUACGAGAAGUACAUCGAGCAAAGGAGUUUCGAACCUAUUUUCUUGCAAUACUUCCUAUCAUUUUAUCAGUGAUUGCAUGUCUUUUGAAUAUUGGAUACUUGAUAGCACAGUUGAAAUGUUUUAGUCAAGAAAAGACCAGCUUCAAAAAACGGCAAGUAUUCCUUAUCAGCCGAUCUCUUUCAAUCAUUCUGGCCAAUUUGUUAUUCUAUGUUGUUGUUAUCGUUUGGAAAGCAAAUGGAUUUAUGUAUACUUCAGCAAUGAUCUUCAUUUUGAUCGGAGGAAUUAACUUCCUUUCUGUAACUGGAACAUAUAUUGGUCUCACGAUUCUUCUCUACACGGCAAUUGCUCAUCAGUUUUGGUACAUGACGAAACUAACCCUCACACAUUGUUGGUUAAUUAUUGGGCUGAUUUGGAUCCUUUCAACGGCUUCCUCGGUUUGCAUUGGACUAUGGGGAGCGACUUUGUUCUAUCCAGAAUCUGCGCCGAUUUCCUGCUCCUUUGAAAAAUGCCAACAGCCAUUGGCUAUUAUAAUUGUUGUUGGACUAUCAAUUUGUUAUGGAACUGUCAUUGGGCUCUACAUUGCAAUGAUGGCAAGACUUCAUCGAUUGGUUCGAAAAUCUUCUCUAGUUCAGUCAAGAUCCAAAUCCAAUAGCAUGACGGCAAUGAAACGUCUUGGACUAAACAUGAUAACAUUUGCUGUUGGAAGUGUUCCAAUCCUUGUAGUUUGUAUUGUUGCUUUAGCAAAUCUUCGAGAAUUAUCAUCUUUGGGAGAAGGAUGCAAAAGCCCCUGCAAAACUUUUCUGCAUAGUUCUCUUUUUGUGGAAGUGGAAAUUCUGGCGAGUGUAGCUGCAAUCGUUUGGAUCAUCGCCAUGAUAAUUGAUCCAGUAAUCAACAUUUUGGCCGACAAAAAACUUCGCGGUCUAUUCUCGAAACAAAUCACACGGGUCUCACAACGACUUCGAAGAGCCUCCACUAAAUCUACAAUCUCAACUGAUGACCAAUAA